Messenger RNA from Ictalurus furcatus (blue catfish), 4399 nucleotides. It is a transcript of the gene ogt.1, whose product is annotated as O-linked N-acetylglucosamine (GlcNAc) transferase, tandem duplicate 1. Lineage: Eukaryota; Metazoa; Chordata; Actinopteri; Siluriformes; Ictaluridae. The transcript is spliced from 22 exons. Gene Ontology annotation, biological process: protein O-linked glycosylation. The record is from RefSeq and is a predicted model, not a curated record. The coding region runs from base 428 to 3568 and encodes 1046 amino acids. Gene Ontology annotation, molecular function: protein binding; protein N-acetylglucosaminyltransferase activity.
GCCAUUUUGUUAUAGGCUAUUGUUAGCAGAAUAACUGCGAUGGUGAAAGUAAGAGCUAGAAUAGCCGAUUUUCACAAAUCUUGCAUUUUUAUUUGGACCUGUACAGACACCAAUUAGUAUUACUUCUACGUUAAAAUAACCGAUAAUUAUUCGACGUGGUGUCUGCUUUGUGCUCGUGGCUUGAAUCAAUAUAUAUAUUUUUCCAUUUAGCUGAUUCGCGUUGCUAGCUAGCUAGCUAGAGAGGGAGCUGCUCGGUUCAUUUGGUUUAACGUUACAACAUUGUCUUUAAUGCUGUAGCUGGGCUUUUUAAUGUUGCUUAACUGAUUAGGUGCCACACACAGCACUUGUGGUCGUAUUUAUUUGAACUAGUAGCUUAUUUAUUGUCACACUGACGACCAGUCUGCAAGACACGAAGACAGGCGGAGAGAUGGCGAGCUCGGUGGGAAACGUGGCCGACAGCACAGAACCAACAAAACGUAUGCUUUCCUUCCAAGGGUUGGCUGAGCUGGCACACCGCGAGUACCAGUCAGGCGAUUUCGAGGCGGCAGAGCGCCACUGCAUGCAGCUGUGGCGGCAGGAGCCAGACAAUACCGGUGUUCUGCUGCUGCUUUCUUCUAUCCACUUCCAGUGCCGCAGGCUCGACAGGUCUGCUCACUUCAGCACUCUGGCCAUCAAGCAGAAUCCCAUGCUUGCCGAGGCCUACUCCAACCUGGGCAACGUGUUUAAGGAGCGCGGUCAGCUGCAGGAGGCGAUCGAGCAUUAUCGCCACGCGCUGCGCCUCAAACCGGACUUCAUCGAUGGCUACAUCAACCUGGCAGCGGCUCUGGUUGCAGCGGGAGACAUGGAGGGUGCUGUGCAGGCUUAUGUGUCCGCUCUUCAGUACAACCCGGAUCUGUAUUGUGUUCGCAGCGACUUGGGCAACCUUCUUAAAGCUCUCGGGCGUUUGGAAGAGGCAAAGGCCUGCUACCUGAAGGCGAUCGAGACUCAGCCAAACUUUGCCGUGGCGUGGAGCAACCUGGGCUGCGUGUUCAAUGCUCAGGGAGAGAUCUGGCUGGCCAUUCAUCAUUUCGAGAAGGCAGUAACCUUGGAUCCAAAUUUUUUGGACGCUUACAUAAACUUGGGCAACGUUCUUAAAGAAGCCCGCAUCUUUGACAGAGCUGUUGCUGGUUAUCUGCGAGCCCUCAGUCUGAGCCCCAACCACGCCGUAGUCCACGGCAACUUGGCCUGCGUGUACUACGAGCAGGGUCUGAUCGAUCUGGCCAUUGACACCUAUCGACGUGCUAUUGAGCUGCAGCCUCACUUCCCUGAUGCUUACUGCAAUCUUGCCAAUGCUCUUAAAGAAAAGGGGAACGUGUCGGAGGCCGAGGAGUGCUACAACACGGCACUGCGUCUUUGCCCCACGCAUGCCGACUCGCUCAAUAACCUGGCCAACAUCAAACGCGAGCAAGGCAACAUCGAAGAGGCCGUCCAGCUCUACAGAAAAGCUCUCGAGGUGUUCCCAGAGUUCGCUGCAGCCCACUCCAACCUCGCCAGCGUCCUUCAGCAGCAGGGCAAGCUCCAGGAAGCCCUCAUGCAUUACAAAGAAGCGAUCAGGAUCAGCCCCACCUUCGCCGAUGCUUACUCCAACAUGGGGAACACACUAAAGGAGAUGCAGGACGUGCAGGGGGCGCUGCAGUGCUACACACGUGCGAUUCAGAUCAACCCUGCGUUUGCAGACGCUCACAGCAACCUGGCCUCGAUACACAAGGACUCUGGAAAUAUUCCGGAAGCUAUUGCAUCUUACCGCACUGCUCUAAAGCUGAAGCCUGACUUCCCAGAUGCUUACUGCAAUCUUGCUCACUGCCUGCAGAUCGUGUGUGACUGGACCGAUUAUGAUGAACGCAUGAAGAAGUUGGUUAGCAUCGUGGCUGACCAGUUGGAAAAGAACCGUCUGCCCUCAGUGCACCCUCAUCACAGCAUGUUGUAUCCUCUUUCCCAUGGCUUCCGCAAAGCCAUCGCUGAGAGACACGGCAACCUCUGCUUGGAUAAGAUCAAUGCUCUUCAUAAACCUGCUUACGAGCAUCCCAAGGACCUGAAAGCAAGCGGAGGACGUUUGCGUGUUGGCUACGUCAGCUCGGACUUUGGCAACCACCCCACCUCGCACCUCAUGCAGUCCAUUCCUGGCAUGCAUAACUCUGAGAAGUUUGAGGUGUUCUGCUACGCUCUCAGUCCUGACGACAGCACUAACUUCAGAGUCAAAGUGAUUGCCGAGGCUCAUCACUUUACUGAUCUUUCCCAGAUUACCUGCAACGGCAAAGCUGCAGACAGGAUCCACCAAGAUGGAAUUCACAUCCUGGUCAACAUGAACGGCUAUACCAAGGGUGCCCGUAACGAGCUGUUCGCCUUGCGCCCAGCUCCCAUCCAGGCUAUGUGGCUCGGCUACCCGGGCACCAGCGGAGCUCCCUUCAUGGACUACAUCAUCACUGAUAAGGAGACAUCUCCGGUUGAAGUGGCCGAGCAGUAUUCUGAGAAGAUGGCCUACAUGCCUAACACAUUCUUUAUCGGGGAUCAUGCUAACAUGUUCCCGCACCUCAAGAAAAAGGCCGUGAUCGACUUCAAGUCCAACGGACACAUUUUUGACAAUCGCAUCGUGCUGAACGGAAUCGAUCUCAAAGCCUUUUUAGACAGCCUGCCGGACGUCAAGGUCAUUAAGAUGGAGUGCGACAGCCAGGAGUCCACAGAUAAUAAUGGAGCCCUCUCCAUGCCAGUCAUCCCUAUGAACACGGCUGCCGAGGCCAUCAUUAACAUGAUCAACCAAGGCCAGAUCCAGGUCACCAUCAACAGUUUCACAGUCAGCAAUGGCUUGGCUACCACUCAGAUCAAUAACAAGGCUGCAACAGGCGAAGAGGUUCCUAGAACAAUUGUGGUGACCACUCGCUCUCAAUAUGGUCUGCCCGAGGACUCUAUUGUCUACUGUAACUUCAACCAACUCUACAAGAUUGACCCCCCAACUCUGCAGAUGUGGGCUAAUAUCCUGAAACGUGUGCCGAACAGCGUUCUGUGGCUGUUGCGCUUCCCGGCCGUGGGCGAGCCCAACAUCCAGCAGUAUGCCCAGAGCAUGGGCCUGGCUGCCAGCCGCAUCAUCUUCUCCCCUGUUGCCCCUAAAGAAGAGCAUGUGAGGCGUGGCCAGCUGGCUGAUGUCUGCCUCGAUACUCCUCUCUGCAAUGGCCACACCACUGGCAUGGAUGUGCUCUGGGCUGGCACCCCGAUGGUCACAAUGCCAGGUGAGACACUCGCCUCCCGCGUGGCCGCCUCUCAGUUGACUUGCCUCGGCUGCCCCGAGCUCAUCGCGCAGAGUCGGCAGGAGUAUGAAGACGUGGCCGUCAAGCUCGGCACAGACAUGGAGUACUUGAAGAAGAUCCGAUCCCGCGUAUGGAAGCAGCGUAUCUGCAGCCCGCUCUUCAACACUAAGCAGUACACCGUGGACUUAGAGCGCCUCUACCUGCAGAUGUGGGAGCACCACGCAAGCGGCGGCAAACCCGACCACCUGGUGAAGAUGCAGCUGCUCGACAGCAGCGAAAGUGCCUGAGCUUGCCCCACCUCUUUCCCCUCCACGCUUCUUCAGUUUUCAUCAGUGUCAGAGACUCUAUAGAGCCUGCUUUUCAGCACCAUCACCGUGAUCCUGUCCCUUCAGCCACAGAUUUGGUUUCUGUGAGCCAGCGAGGAGAGCGUGACGAUCGGACCUCCUUCACUGAGACUUACAAACAACCCCCCCCCCCCCAAAUAUUAUCACGUUCACACUGGCUUCACUUCUGCUGCUUCUCUGUUCUGCUUGGGUGUGGACUUUUGAAGACAGAGCAAUCUUGUGUGACCUUCGUGUCUUUCAAUGAAGGGUUUUUGUUUUUGUUUUUUUUCUUAAGCGUCAGAGGGACAGUGUUGAACUUCAACACUUUGGUAUGUUGCUAAAAACGAAUGAUUGGCUUUAACAUGCGAAUGUGAACAUUUUUGCCUUUUUAGUUAGCAGAUAUGUUUCUUUAUAUGUUUUAUUCUGUUCAUCAUGACUUGGAAUAGAUGUGUGUGAAUUGUAACGAUUCUCCAAUGAUUUUUUCCUUCAUAUUUAGUAAUGCGGAAUAUGUUCAGUUCUAUUGUUUCAUCAAACGUGCCCAGAAUGUGUAUGGAGAAGCUAGAAUGAAGACGACCUCACUGCAUAUCUGAUAAUAGUCUGCGGACUAUCCUAGUAUUCAUCCUAAAUGCUAAUUUGUUUUUAUUAUUUUUUACCAGAAAGGUUCGAGGUAAGUAUUUUCUAAGUUCAUCGUUUUGUACACUGUCUUCCUAUCGAUCAUUUUAUUUAUGCUCUGUCAAUGAAAUUGCAAGGCUCUCUUACACAAACUGAAAUAAAGAAAUGUGGCAACCCCUCAAA